Eucalyptus grandis is the source of this 722-nucleotide messenger RNA. Its product is annotated as secreted RxLR effector protein 161-like. NCBI's taxonomy places the organism in Eukaryota, Viridiplantae, Streptophyta, Magnoliopsida, Myrtales, Myrtaceae. The record is from RefSeq and is a predicted model, not a curated record. The transcript has a single exon. Bases 15 to 515 code for a protein of 166 amino acids.
UAAAGAGAUUCAACAUGGAGGAGUGCAAGAGUGUGAGUACUCCAAUGGGUCAUAAGGAAAAGCUUCAAAAGAAGGAUGGAUUAGUACCUGCAGAUGAAAGAGUUUAUAGAAGUUUGAUUGGCUGUCUUAUGUAUCUUACUGUAACUAGACUAGACAUCAUGUUUCUUGUAAGUGUCUUAUCUAGAUUUCUCAAUUGUGCAAGUGAGUUGCAUAUGGUAACUGCAAAGAGGGUGUUGAGGUACUUAAGAGGUACUCUUUCAUAUGGGAUUAAAUUUUGUAGAGUUCAAGAGUUUAAGUUGCAGGGGUAUUAUGACAAUGACUGGGCAGGAUCAGUGGAUGAUAUGAAGAGCACUUCAGGUUAUUGCUUUACAUUUGGGUCGGCAUGUUUUUCCUGGUGUUCAAAGAAGCAGGAAAUAGUGGUUCAAUCAACUGCAGAAGUUGAGUUCAUUGCAGCUACUGUAGCUGUGAAUCAAGCAUUAUGGUUGAAGAAGCUGAUGGAUGAUCUGCAUAUGUAGCAAGAAGAAGACAUAGAAGUGUUUGUGGAUAAUCAAGCUACUCUGGUCAUUUCACAUAAUCCAUUAUUUCAUGAAAGAACAAAGCAUUUUAAGGUCAAGUAUUACUUCUUGAGAGAAGUGCAGAAGGCUAGAGAGGUGAAACUGAUGUACUGCAGUUUAGAAAACUAGAUUGCAGAUAUAUUCACGAAGUCAUUUCAUGUUGGUCGA